UCUGUUUCCUCCUUCUCCUCAUAACUGGUUAUCACCAUGUUGCCUCUUGAUCACCCUCGGCUAGGCCCAAAGGUCACUCUGAAGUUGAUCACUCCUUCAUCUCUAUCGCCACCCCAAUUAUCGAGUGCUUCGUCCGACGUGCCCGACAUCAUGCCUCUCCCCAUCCCCAUCCCUAAGAUCACGGGGGAUAUCAACACGGUGGAUCUGAAUUCGAAACUCCCUGAUUUUCUGUGCCCUUCUCACAUGGAGCUGGACGACCCUCCAGCCCCCAUUCACGCCUUCACGCUUCCAGGUACAACAGAGGGGUCUACCCCGCGAAUCCCUUUGCUGUCAUACGUGAACGGUCCCUUCCGCGUUUGGCGCCAACUAUCAACGGGAGGUUUUGCCAGGGCUAUGGGAGCUGAAGAUAUAGCAUCAGGUCGCUUGUUGUGUCUCAAGGUUUUCAGCAAGGACCGACUUAAGCACAAUAAAACAGAAGAGGGUCUUCUGAAUGAGUUGAAGGUGUACAAGCGUCUUGCGUCCUCGAGGGAGUAUUGUCCUGCAACGACAUUCCUGAUGGAAUUAGAGAUGUCUUUUCAGACGAAGAAAAAAAUUUGUUUCGUUAUGGAUUUAAUGACGAAUGAUUUACUGCAUUAUAUGGAGAAUCAGUCAGCAUACUGUGUCCAGAAUGCUCGCAGGUGGAGCGCACAGCUGGCGCUUGGUAUCAACGCUCUGCAUAAUAUGGGCAUCAUCCAUCGCGAUAUAAAGGCAGAAAACGUUCUAAUCGAUAUGCGACAGAACGUGCGUAUUGCUGACUUCGGGCUCAGCUAUAUCGACGAGGAGCCAAAGCUCCUGACUUCAUGGCAGGAUUAUGCAUCAGAUGUAAAGGGAACUAUCUAUUGUAUGGCACCUGAAAUCCUGCGCAACAAGAAAAACCCAGAUUCUAUGAGGUACGGGACGCCCGUGGACUGGUGGGCGUUCGGAUGUGUCCUGUACGAGCUUAUUUCACCGGACCAUCAGGAGCUCUUCGAUUCGGAGGACGCCAUAAUGGAGUAUGUUUCUUGGCACUCCAAGCAUCGCGGGACAUUCGACUUGUUUCCUGCGUUUCACCAGCUUGAUUCACUUAUGGCUGAUUUAGUUGUAGGUUUGCUCAAUCCCCUUGCCAUAUUACGGUAUGGAUUCCACAGAGUUACAAAUCACCGGUAUUUCUCGAACAGUGAUGGCACGUCGGAAUUCCACGGCGCCUGCUCUCGCGCUCUCCAGCGCGAAAAACAGCCACAGAUGUUGCCAAAAUUGUGGGAUGAGCAGACUCAAUCAGCAGAGAUCUGGUGCGCCCCACCUUUCGGGCGGUCGACGCACACUUCAAACGUAGAUUGGAGGAAGCCCAGGCCGUGAAUUGUUUAUUUCUUAGGAUACCCUCCGGUUUGUGAUUAUUUUCGUUGCGAAUUUCUCCAUAUCAAGCUCUUAAUUUCACUGCACCUCCCUUCUUUCUUGCUACAAAUAAUUCCAGAAUUCGCACUAAUCUAUACACCUUACUAAGCGCCUGUAGUUCCCAUACUUUUGUUUACAUGCAUCUUUCACACUCCUCCUUCCAUUGUUCAUUUCCUAUCCCAGGGGGUUGGUAGAAUGGACUUGGGUAUGCCGAAGGUUUUACUCUAUGAUAAUAGCUGAUUCGGAAGAUUGAUUAAGAUACACAAGGAAAGCUGGGCUUCCAUGAUG
Suillus subaureus is the source of this 1698-nucleotide messenger RNA. Its product is annotated as kinase-like domain-containing protein. The transcript is spliced from 6 exons. The coding region runs from base 37 to 1374 and encodes 445 amino acids. Lineage: Eukaryota; Fungi; Basidiomycota; Agaricomycetes; Boletales; Suillaceae. The record is from RefSeq and is a predicted model, not a curated record. Gene Ontology annotation, biological process: protein phosphorylation. Gene Ontology annotation, molecular function: ATP binding; protein kinase activity.